AGGGUAGGUGGAGCUUUAUACGUGUGUUCGUAUCCAUUUCUGCAUAAUGGAGUUUUUGUCUCUUGGUACAAGGACAAGUGUCGUUAUUCUUUACGAUUUAGUGAUUCACGAUACCCUUAUAAAUUACGGCACUGGGUGUAAUGCACUAUAGCAAAAUCUCGUUCUGUUACGAGUGUUCAUUACAGAAAUAGGUAUUGCCCAAAAACGUGCUUGCACUGUCUCUGAAACCCAUAGUAGAUAUGCUGCUUAGUUGUCAAUCAAGUUUUUAUAACCAAGUAUUUUUUACAAGCUAGCUAUUGAAUAAAUUUGUAUGUUUCUCAGUCAAAACAUAUGCCCUUCAAUGCUAACUUUCCUCUUUUAAUGACUUUCUGGUCAUUGCAAAUUCGGCCCCAUAAUUUCUUAUGGUGCGAAAACAGACAGAGGCCCAGGGACCGAAAACGAUUGCGUCACACUACGGCGGUAAUCCGGCAGUAAAACAUCUUCAUAUAUCCAAAAAGUAAAUAAUAAAGAUAUAUAUGCGCAUUACAAUUAUAACAAUUACAUGAAUAGCUGAUAACAAUCUGCAUGAAUAACUGGUAAACUGUUCUGCAAGACAGUUGAGUAUAGCAAUUAUUUACAAUAGGUACGAAAGUCAAGAUGUCGUAACGUCAUGAUACAAACUUAAAAGAACGUUCUAAUUCCGAAAAAUAAUUACUUAAAUUUGAGUCAGAGUUGAGUUACUUUUUCAAUAACGAAUAUUUUCAAAUUAAUCAUCAUAAAUAUGUAAAAUAUUGAUGUUUUACUAUUUAUUUAAAAAAUUAUCGAAGUGCACUCUUCGUCGUCGUCUUCUACAAAACAGUUGUUUACUCGGUGAGGAAAAGUUUUCAGAUUAUUGUGAUAAAAGUGCCCCAGCGUCUGUGGGUACAAGUGGUGUGCGGAUUUAUCACAGGAAAUGGUUAGUUUAUUGACACAAGCGACUCCGUAAACAUCGAGAUGGCGUCAAUCUUCUAAAUACCUCGAGUUGUAAGUAAAAAUGUUGAACGCGUUUUGGUGAGAUUUGCACUACGUUUGAGACCGUUUUCAGUACCCUCUGUUUAAAUCUUAAAAUUUGGCCUUAAUUUCUAACUUUGGAGAAAAUACUUACUUCGAAAGGAGAGGAGAGGUCUUUAGCUCCGUUUCUCACCAACAACAAGUCGCGACUGAUGCCCAUCUCCGGUGUCAGGACGCGUUAUAAUGUACUUUUUCGGAGGGUGGCAAGCGUUGAUUGUAGGUGGCCUGUUUGGCCUGCCGUGGUGUUUUACCCUAUGUGUGAUGCUCCACUAGAUUGCCAACGAUGAGUCAUUUUUCGUUGCGUCGUCUGCUUUAAUAUCAUCUACAAGUCCUAAGGUACAAAAUGUGGUACAUUAUUCUUAUACCUGUAGUUGCAGUGGCCAUUUUAAAUGUUGUAUACAACUGGCAGGCAGGACAUUGCCAUUCUCAAAGAAGGCUAGAUGGCAAGACUGCUUUGGUAACAGGUGCUUCGGCUGGUAUUGGUAAGGAAACUGCCUUAGACCUGGCUAGACGAGGGGCACGUGUUAUUCUUGCAUGCAGGAACGUAGAGAAGGCACAGCGCAUAGCAGAUGAAAUCAUAAAAGAAAGUGGCAAUAGCAAUGUUGUUGUUCGUGAAGUGGACACAUCAAAACUGAGCUCCGUCCGACAUUUUGCAAAUGAAAUUUUGAAAACUGAGACACAUCUUGAUAUACUGGUCAAUAAUGCAGGCAUUCCUGGGUCUUUACGCCGUACACUCACCACUGAUGGGCUCGAGUUGACAAUGGCUACUAAUCAUUAUGGACACUUUCUCCUCACCAAUAUCUUGCUAGAGUUAUUGAAGAAAAGUGCACCUAGCAGAAUAGUCAAUGUGUCCUCUGUGAUGCAUCACUACUGCGGAAAGCUUGAUCCUGAGGAUCUCAACUUUGAAAAAACUUCAUAUAACUUUUUUAAAGCUUACAACCAGAGUAAACUCUGCAAUGUUCUUUUCACACUGGAGUUGUCAGAAAGACUGCGGGGGUCUGGUAUUGUUGCCAACAGCCUUCAUCCUGGUUGUGUUCGUACUGAAAUAAAUUCAAAAGUUGGUGGCCUAUUUGGAUUCAUGCUAUCACUGCCUCAGUAUUUGAUAUCGAAGGACUCAAAAUUGGGAGCUCAGACAUCCAUACAUUUAGCAGUAUCAGAGGAAAUUGAGAGUGUUUCUGGGAAGUACUUUGUCGAUUGUAAGGAAUCUACUUGCUCCAAGUUGGGAAGCCAUCGUGGAAUGUCCAAGAAACUCUGGCUAGCUAGUGAGCUUGAUGUAAAGUUGGAACCUCAUGAGAGCAUAUUGUAUACAUCCUAGAAAACUAUUUUCUCACUGUUUUAGUUACUGUUUGGGUUUGUUAAAGUCUUUAGAAUGUAGUUGGUAAAUGGUUUUAAUUAUUGUAUGAGCCGACAAUUCAUUUGAGGUGAUUUCAGUCCAUUUUUAAUUGCUAGUAGUAUUUUGCAAUGCAAAUGUGGUUAACUACAAAUAUGGAGAUAUUUUUUAUAUAGUUAUUAGGUAGAGUUUUCUUCCUUCAUGUGUUUUAAGACUGAACCUUGUGCUCUGACCGAACAUAGAUUUCCAAUAUUUCACAUUGUUUCCUCUUUCUUUGAGUAUUGUAGUGCGUCAUCUGCAUUUAAAUUUGCAUGAUAUAAAUGCUGUGAUUACCUUUAUUUUUUUAUGUACUUUUGGUUUUGUUGACUCUGUAUACUUGUAUUUCAUGCAUAAUCAUUCAUUUUGUUUUACUUUUCUGAAAUUAGUAAUGAGAAAAUGUGUGGGUAUUAUCACAAAUUGGAAUACUUCCAAUCAUCUUAUGUUUUAUUCAUCAUUCAUAUGCUGCACAAAUGCCUUGUACUUUUCACACUCAAGAAGACCUGUUAUUUUGAAUACUAAUAGACACUUAUUGGUUCUCAGUGGAUUUUUGUAUUGAGAUGAGAUGUGAUUUUAAGUCUUAUCUGUGGGCUCAUUUGAUAUAUAGCUGGUUGCUGUUCUGUGUCUGAUUACAGCCCUCUCCUGCUGCCAGUUCAACUUAAUGAAGUAUGCCAGGUUUCCUCAUCAAAUUCAUUUAUAUUUCUAUGUGUUGAGAAGUUAUCAAUAUAGACCUUUGUUUUGCUUUUGCAAACGUUUAUUAUGUAAUGAGAAUUUUUCUCUCAAGUUGAGCAAACUUUGAAUUUAAAAGAGAUCAUCUGCUCUUUUUGGCUCCUUGUAUGGAAUGCUAUCUCCUUUCCCGUCUCCGAAUGAAAUGGCACUUUAUGAAGUUGCACUUCAAGGAAUGCUUCUUUGAUGACUUGGCAUAGGGUAUUCUCCAUCUUGUGCUUGCUAACCUUAAACAGAAUUCAGAUUUGAUGUACUUUACAAGUACUUAUUAAAUAUAGGAUAGUGCGUGUAAGAAUUUGAAUAAUUAAGGUAAACCUUUAUUCAUUUCUAGAGUGUGAAACAAAAUCUUCAUCUUGUCUUGCCUGGAUUCUUCAUACAUAUGCUGUGCCAUACUUUAGUUAUGAUGGUUUUGAAGAUUUUGAUAUAUGAUACUGACCAAAUAAAAGUUUAUAAAAAGCAAAUAUAUGAUUCGAUUUUGUGAAAACCAAACGUUCAGUGAGCUCUCUCAGUUCCAUUCAGUGAAUGGAUAGAGCCAAGAGCAUUUUAGUUUUCUUGAGUAAUAAAGAAAUACUAUGACUUUUUUAUUACAAAUUAGCUACACAUUUUAUUUUGAUAGAAUUUAGUAUGAUUUAGGAAAUCAUUGUGUUAAUGCGUAAUGUUAACUACUUAUAAUUGAAGUCCCUGUACGAUUUGCUUACUGACUGUGAUCAGCAAUGAAGUAUACAUUCAUAUGUCGCUCAGAACAAACAUACUACUUUUCAAUAAUAAAAACAUGAGUAUCAUAA
Macrobrachium nipponense is the source of this 3906-nucleotide messenger RNA. RefSeq names its product retinol dehydrogenase 13-like. Lineage: Eukaryota; Metazoa; Arthropoda; Malacostraca; Decapoda; Palaemonidae. Bases 1373 to 2344 code for a protein of 323 amino acids. The transcript is spliced from 9 exons. The record is from RefSeq and is a predicted model, not a curated record.